AUGGUGAUAUUGUGCAUUGAGCGUGACGAGCACAAAGCACAGCGCUUAGGCAAAUCCAAGGUUGGAAGCAGUAUAAUCGCCAGUACGGAUGAAUAUCAAGAAAAGUUAUCUGGGAAUAUACAAUGGAUUUCAGCUAAUGGGGUAUCUUCCCGGUUACUAGUUGUGUGGGGAAUUUUAUAUAUAGUUGCACGUGAUAAUUUGGGUGUCCCACUCAUUGUUAUAUCGUGGUCUAUUGCUGAAAUGAUUCGUUAUUCAUAUUAUGUAGCAGAUAUAUGUAGGGUCAAGUUAAAUCUGCUAACUUGGUUAAGGUUUUAUGGUUUUGUAUCCAACUGGGAUUUCUGUAAGUCAUAG
Schistosoma curassoni is the source of this 351-nucleotide messenger RNA. Lineage: Eukaryota; Metazoa; Platyhelminthes; Trematoda; Strigeidida; Schistosomatidae. The record is from the annotation of a GenBank genome assembly.